CCCGUUCUUCUCCACAAAAAUAUCCCACCAAGUCUCUCCAGCACCUCAUGACUCCUCUCUGAUCUCUCGCGCCAUUUCGCUUUGAUUUAUACAUUAUCCCCGGCCGCCCCUUGCAUUGCCUCUUCUUCUUCUUCUUCUUCUUCAUCAUCCUUCCAACCUUGACCACCACCACCACCACCACCACCUUCCAUCUCACACCCAACCGCCCGCAGCCUUGCUGCCCUCAGAGAUAACCACCAACUCCCACUCCACCACCAUGUCGUCCCAGAUGGAAUGGUCUCCGGACUUCUGCCUCAACUGUGAUUGCCAGAUGCCCGAGGGCGGUGCCUACUGCUCGCAGGCUUGCCGGCUGUACGAUUUGGAGAAGGGCUCAACCGAUCCUCGGACUCCAUCCCAACUGUCUUCAUCCGCUUCUUCGACGGCGUCCAGCAACGGCUUCUACCUCCCUCCAGCCGUCAACUUCUCCGCCUACAAGGCAUCCUCUUCGUCGAGGGGCUUCGACAUGGGAUACUCCAGCCACCAAAAUUACUACCCCACCAACAACGGCCACUACUUUGUGCCCGCUACCCACUCGAGGCAGCAGCCGCAGCAACAACCUCAGCAACCUCAGUAUUACCAGUAUCAGCAACAUCACCACCAGCAACAGCAGCAGCAGCCACGCAGCCUCACGCCUUCUUCAUCACGAUCAUCGUUGGCAUCUACGCAAUCACAAACGACUUCAGGCAUCUCGGCUCACGCGGCCAAUCAGCUCAACCACUACGUCCGCCAAUUCGACCAGACCCGUGAAGUCAAGAGGAGGUUAACUUGA
This is a messenger RNA of Periconia digitata, 808 nucleotides long. NCBI's taxonomy places the organism in Eukaryota, Fungi, Ascomycota, Dothideomycetes, Pleosporales, Periconiaceae. The record is from the annotation of a GenBank genome assembly.